AAARAACUUUUUUCUAUUCUAUUUCUUCACUUGUGAUAACCUAAAAAUAGAACUUCCUCAUUUUCCAUAAGGUCAAAUUGUGCUUCUGCAUGUCUCACGAGGGGAAUGCUGCGAAAUGAAAAAGAAAUAAACACGGGAAAGUAGAAUGUAAACAAACGCUUCGCAGAGGCAUGCGUGUGUCGAAUAUGCAAAGUAACAUUUCCAAAUAAGAAAUUACAUUGAAUUGCUCUUGUAUUUUUGCUGGAGGGUACAUUCGAUAGGAAUUAGUACGCCACAUAUUUCUUUUCACAGCAAUUAUUUGAUAAAAAAACUAACUGUGGAUUCAUCCAUUCAAUGAUAGGUUUUGACCCAUGAGCAAUGAACAUACUGUGUUCUAAAAGCGCAUCCUUGUCGAAAUACUGUUCGCAGGGAAUAGCAAUAAUAAUAAUAAUGUUUCUUUUUACCGAAAGCUGAAGCAUAAAUGUUUCUUCGAAAGUAGAGUAAAAUUGAGUUUACCGAUUUAGAAUAAGCGAAAGCAAAAAGAGAUGAACACAAUAGAAAUAAAGAACUUAAACCAGCAGCAAUCAUAAGAACUUAGAAUCGAAGGGACCGGGAUCGUCGUUACAAAGAAAUAUAAACAGAAAUAAAGAAUGGCCACAACAUUCUUGAAUCGUUUUCAUCGCGAAAAAAGUGAACGCCAAGGAAUGGUGGCGGCAGAUAAUAACGUCAACACUAAAUCGAAGAAAAAAGACAAAGAAAAAGGCAACAGUGGCGGAAAAGCUGCUGACGGCACAAAUGACGUUGGGAUCAUGUCGGCGUCGCCCACACAUUCGGCUGCUGCUUUCGCCCAGUCAACGGACAUGACGAACUCAGUGAUAGAAAAAUCGGACGCAACAGCAACAGCAACCUCACAACAGCAGCCAGCGCGUCAGCAACGCCGCUACAUACGCAGCGCCACAGCGGCGAGUGUAACGCAGCUCUUGUCGGAAAGCUACAGCAGUCUGUUACAACGGUUCCGUCGUCACCCGAGCGAGCGACCCGAUAAAAGUCAAAGUCGGCAGCAGCAGCACCAGCAGCACCAAAAGCGAAAUCGUGAUAUUAAGAGUACUGCGAAAGACGAAUAUCGGGAUACCAGUAAGACGCCAACAAACUUCGAUAAUAACAAUUCAAAGUCGGUGAAGAGCCGCGAAAAGCUUAUAGUGAAUUGUGAAGCUGCUAUCGACAACAGCAGCCACCGUAAUUCGAUGUGCGAUCGUAGACGUUAUUAUGGCGGUGGAGGAGGAGCAGGAAGUGGCUAUUAUGCCGGUGGCGGAGGCACCAACACGGGCCGCUAUCAGAAAAGUGCGACUGCAGUGUCCGCACUGGACCGCUUACGCUCGAACUUAAGUCCCGUUACGUCAUAUUAUAAACCGCUGAUGCGUAGCUUUGGAAGACGUGGUGACGAUGAUAGAAAAGACACCGACAAAGACAAAACUCCCACUGCAAGUGGCACCAGCAAGCUUUCAGCCAUCUCCCGUCUCGAAAACAAAUAUUCGGAUAUCCUUGAUCGGCAUAGGCAUCACGAAGACGAUCGUGACAAAACACUUGAGCCCGAUGAGAACCGAAAUCCUCUGUCSAAAUCAGCGACUUCGCAUCAGCUGUUGGGCGUUGGACGGCCAAAGUUGUCGUCAGGUUCGUUUAAUGCGGUCGAUCGAAAGGAACGCACACCUUACCGCCUUGGCCGAAAUAGGACUAAUCGGUAUUUAGGGGAUUCGAACGACAGCGGUUAUGUAACGAGUACCAACGGCAGUACGCGGGCAGAACAUACGACGCUCCUCGACGAAAAUUAUCCGCUAGAUUAUGGUGGAAGUAGAUACCGGCGAAAUUAUGAAAUGCCACGACACCAUUUAGAGAACUACGAAGCGCUAAAGGCGGGUGGGGCGAUGGGAUACUCGCCAGGGUCUAGCCGUAGCGGUCGUGGUGCAGAAUAUGCCGCCGGUUACAAUGCACGCAGCUACAGAAGCCGUGAUGUGUAUGAUGAUUAUGGUGGUGGCGGUGGUGGAGGCAGCUCCCGCAGCAGACCUCAUGCCUACGGUCGAAAUAAGACCUCGGAAAAUCUAUUACCAUCCGCUAUUGAAACAGUGUCUAGCGCACAUGCUUCUUUCCGUCCAGAUUGUGAAGAUUAUGCUGUGCCGAAUUCACGAAAUCGGUUUGCACAUCGACGCAGAGAUAAUAUGACGCAACGUUUGCCAACACGGAGAGAAGAACUCACCGAUGAAGAUCGUGAGAUACUUAAUGAUGAGCGGUCGUCUGCUGAUAAUGCCGCGAUCCUACUGCUUCUAAAAGAAGAUAAUCAAUAUCUAGAAGCGCGGAAAUUUGAGGAACGUAUGCGUAGACGCAAGGAGCUACAGCAGCGUGUGUUACGUUAUGCCCAAGAAGAUGCUGCUGCUGCGGCAGCUGAGAAAAUAAAGUUAACUAAACAGAGUGAGAAGGUAGCCGAAACUGAAAUGACUGAGGCGAAAAGCUCAAAGAAAGAAGACAAUGUGAACAAUGAAGAGGAAGCAUCGAAUGCUAAAACAACGCAGAAGACAACGAACAAUCACAAUAAAGUAGGUAGUCCAAUUCCCGAUAGUGACAGUUCGUCGGAAAGUAGCUCUGAAGAAUCCGAUAGUAGUAGUCAGAGAGAUAAAGCUAUAGCCACAUCUACUCCUAACACAAGUACUACACCUGCAAUAACUGCUGUUAAAGACUCUCAAGACGAUGCCACAGUCACUGCAGCCACAAAUGCCAGUAUACCAAACUCGACGUCAGCUUCUGGCUCCAUUGUUACCGCACUACAUGCAGAUCGUAAUAAUAAUGACCUCUCUAAGUAUAGACCAACCAUUGAUACCAGCUCCAAAUUGAACGGACUCAUGCACUCAUCGAGCUCUGGGGCUUUGGCAUUUGGUGGCAUUAGUGAACGUCUAGCUGCGGGACGCUCACAACGCUACCAACCGGUUACGUCUUCACGUACAACUGCGCUAUUGGCUGAUUUAGACACCCUACGCCCGACUGCAGACAGCAGCAGUAGUCGUUAUCAGCAACACAAGAAUGUUUUAAGCGAUUCAUACAAGUCGUCGUAUCUUUUCGAUCCAUACUAUUCAUAUGGCGGUGCUGGGGGAUCUAGCUCUGCCGCCAGCCGCCGUACAGGAGCAGCCGCUGGCCUCUCAUCGUCCUCGUCGGCUUAUCAACGCCAGCAGAUGCAUGCUUACCAGCAGCAACAACUACAUCAAUAUCAACAACACCAACACAUGUUGUCGAAGAGCGCCACGAGCGCGGCACUCUUCCAGAGAUCGCGCAUUCCAAAAACCCUCUCAGCCUUUACAGCAAAGCCCGUCAUACAAGAUGAUGCUGAUGGCCACUUGAUAUAUCACAACGGCGAUAUACUUCUUCACAGAUAUAAGAUUAUGGCUACACUGGGCGAGGGUACGUUCGGACGAGUCGUGAAGGUCAAGGAUAUGGAGAGGGACUUUUGUAUGGCCUUAAAGAUUAUCAAAAACGUGGAGAAAUAUCGUGAAGCUGCGAAGCUGGAAAUAAACGCUUUGGAAAAGAUCGCUCAAAAAGAUCCACAUUGCGAACAUUUGUGUGUGAAAAUGAUUGAUUGGUUCGAUUACCAUGGCCACAUGUGCAUCGUUUUUGAGAUGUUGGGUUUAAGUGUGUUCGAUUUUUUGCGCGAGAACAACUAUGAGCCAUAUCCAUUAGAACAAGUACGGCACAUGGCCUAUCAAUUAUGCUAUUCAGUAAAAUUUCUACACGAAAAUCGCUUAACGCACACUGAUCUCAAACCUGAAAAUAUUCUCUUCGUCGAUUCGGAGUAUACGACGCAUUAUAAUCACAAAAUUAAUCGCGAAGUGCGUCGCGUUAAAAAUACCGAUGUUCGCCUCAUUGAUUUCGGUUCGGCAACAUUUGAUCAUGAGCAUCAUAGCACAAUUGUUUCUACACGUCACUAUCGUGCACCGGAGGUCAUUCUUGAGUUAGGCUGGUCGCAGCCCUGUGACGUUUGGUCUAUUGGCUGUAUUCUUUUCGAGUUGUACCUAGGCAUAACACUCUUCCAAACSCACGACAAUCGUGAGCAUCUAGCGAUGAUGGAGCGCAUCCUUGGUCAAAUACCAUAUCGUAUGGCACGAAAUCAUUGCCAUUACAGCAAAACAAAAACGAAAUACUUUUAUCACGGUAAGUUAGACUGGGAUGAGAAGUCUUCGGCUGGUCGUUAUGUGCGCGAUCAUUGCAAGCCACUAUUCAGAUAUCAAAUGAGUGACACGGAAGAUCACUGCGAACUUUUUGAUCUAAUCAAGAAAAUGUUGGAAUACGAACCAUCUCAGCGGGUGACGUUAGGUGAUGCGCUUCGCCAUCCGUUCUUCGAUAAGCUCCCACCGCACCAACGCGUUGGUGAAAUCGGCAAUAUAAAACAGGCGAUUUCUUCGGGCAGCAGCAGCAGCCGCGAACGUUCGCAUAGUUUGUCAAGAUGAGAUUUGGCGCGAUUUGGUUAUUGUUAAUUAAAAUUAGAACUGCUACAGUAAACGACAUAGAAGUAGGAGGAAAACAUAUGGACACCCGACAACAAACAGAUGUAAUACAAUGAAAUAAACGAAAAGCAAGCAUUGGAAUUAGGCGCGYGCUCAGCACAUAACAGGUGAUGACGACAACGGUGCAGCGCAACGACAACGAUGCCAUAGAAAAYAUAGCAUAGGAAAAGAAAAUCAUCACCACACUUAGAAGAACACCUAAACCCGAUUGGUCGAAGUCCAAUCAUCAGCAUACAGCAAUUUUGUAGUAACAUAAGAACGAGCAGCAGAACGUAAGAGGAGAAAAGCAUAAAUAGUUUAAGAUACAAUACUAAAUACUAGUAAAGCUACUUUUUAUAAAAGAAUCUUGGUAUUUGCAGUAAAGGCGCAGAAAAGUGGUUUCCACACAUACACACACACAGACACAAACAUAUGCACACAUUCUGCGAAAAUGUCUUAUUGAAACCUUUGCGACAAUUAAUUCCUCUAACUUGUAAUUAAUUACCCAUGUACUUUGUAUCGCUAUAGAUGCAUUCAUCAUGCGUAUAUGAUUGAUUUUAUAUUCUUACAUACAUACAUACAUACAUAUAUAUUUUGUAUUUUCCACUAAUUCAUAUUUCUGUGAGAGUUUCAAUGAAAUGUAUUAGUGUUUUUUGGGCAAGGUGUGCAAGAUAUGUGCGUGUGCACAAAGCGAUCACCCACAAAAAAUUAACGUAAAAAAGCUAAUUAGUAACUAUAGCCAAUAGUAAUUCGAAAGUUUUUUUAAGCUUUUAUCUUCGUUUCUAAUAAAUCUAAAAUAAUCAUGCCUCUGUGAGUUUAUUUGCUCUACAACCAGCUCGAUUCGUCAAUCAAAGUAAAGUGUUGUAUGUUAUUUGUUCGAAGAAGUGGACAUUUCUUGUUUUUUUUUGUUUUUUUUUUUUUUUUUGUUUUUUAAAGAAAUUCAGGAUAAUUUUGCAAAUGAGCUAAACUUGUAACAAAGUUGGUUGGACAUGUGUGAUAUGCGUCUCAGCGCAAAUUACAAUCGAGACACGAAGCAUGUGAUUUUGUAUAAACGAAGCCAACAUUAUUAGAUAUAAAUAUAUAGCGCAAAACAUUGCUUGUCGUACAGUGUCUCAUCCCGUUUACGUGGUUCCAUGUUGUAGUUAUAAUUAAGAAUAACCAAAUCCAGAGUCGUUUGUCGUCGAAGAAAGAAAAAAGAAUCCGAUUUCAUUUUUGUUCCCUUAUAUGUAUUGUAAUGUAAAUGUACAUAUACAUAUACAUAAUUGAUAAAAGCUUCCGAUUAAAUUAAACAAAAUACGAAGAGAAACGGUUGUACACAUACACAAGAGYGAGCUUUAUUUGAGCAUACUAAUGAGUUAAUUUGCUUUCAUUGUUUUCAUUAACACUUUGCUUCUCUCUCUAACUUGUCGGUAUGUGAAAACGCUGCGGGCUAGUUGCGUAUGUGUGCAAAAGUCUAGAAAAAAGAGAGGUGACAAUUAUUGGAUCAGACGCGCACACAUAAAUGAUGUGCGAUUUUAUAUGAAUACAUACAUAUAAACGUAUGUAAAUUUAUUGAUCAUUAAUGUUUUUUUUUUGCUUUGACGUAAGCGAACGUUCUUAGUUUUUCAGCUGACUGCAUGGGCAAUUAUUAGGAUUGCUUUCCCCUGCAGAGCCUCAAAUUGAGAUAAUUGCAUUGAGUGAGCCUUAAAUUAGAUCGUGCCCAUGUUUUCUUCUUUUUUAUGGAAAUAAUCCACUUAAACUUAAGUUCAAAACAGAGCGUGUGUUCAAUAUUGGAUUUUUAUAUAAAAUAUGUAUAAAUAAAUCUACUUUUAUGUUAAAMAAACUAUCAGAACUGAGCGUACAGAGUAAUCUAGUGAAAUAUAAUGCUAAGAAAGUAAAAAGUGUUACAAUUAUUGAAAAAUGAAUGAAUAUUUAAGUAACUGGAUUGCAAUUAAUUAAAAAUCGCUUGUAUUUCAAAGGGAUCUUAUCGAGUCAAAUGUUAUCAUAUGACAUGUAAAUAAACUAAAGUAUAGAACCGCAAAGAAUAAUAUAAAUCAUAUUAAACAAGUUGAUUUGAUUGAAUUUUUGUAGAAAUUAAAUAUAACUUUGUCGAAACAAUAUGCGAAUUCCAAUCCAAGCAAUCUUUUGAACUUUUGAACGCGGUAAAAAUGUCAGUAUAUGUACAUAAAAUGUCUUUUGCAGUUUUGUAAAUAGCAAAAACA
Messenger RNA from Bactrocera latifrons, 6703 nucleotides. It is a transcript of the gene Doa, whose product is annotated as serine/threonine-protein kinase Doa. Lineage: Eukaryota; Metazoa; Arthropoda; Insecta; Diptera; Tephritidae. Bases 630 to 4466 code for a protein of 1278 amino acids. Gene Ontology annotation, molecular function: ATP binding; protein kinase activity. Gene Ontology annotation, biological process: protein phosphorylation. The transcript is spliced from 12 exons. Gene Ontology annotation, cellular component: nucleus. The record is from RefSeq and is a predicted model, not a curated record.